GCAGCCAUGAGCUCCAGCCACCCUGAGCCGGGGGCCCAGGCACCCCAGAGCCCCCGCCUGCAGCCCCUGUCCCGGAGCUCCUCCAGCCUGCUGGUUGAGGGGUGGGGGCAGAGGCCGGAGCUCCGCAAGAGCGCCAGCAGCACUGUGUGGCGGGCCCAGCCGGGCGAGGCCGGCGCCGGAACCCAGGCCCCGGAGGAAGAAAGCAGUCAGGCCAAGAGCAUGGAGCAGGCCCAGGCCUCCAGUCCCCAUCCGUCACCUCCUGCUGGGGGCCAGUGGCGCAGCAGCACCGUGGGUAACGUGUCCAGCAUGGGCAGCGGGGACCUGGGUCGCCUGCGAGCCCCCAGCACUGCUGCCGUGCAGAGGAGCCACUCGGAUCUGGUCCGCAGCACCCAGGCCCGGGGUCACGGUGGUGCUCGGAAGGCCAGCCUUAGCUGCUCGGCCCUUGGCAGCCCGCCCGUCGGCAGGGCUCAGCUGCAGCCUGGCGCUACUUCUGCCCAAGGUGACCACGUCCCUGGAGGCCCAGAAAGGGACCUGGCUGCAGAGGAUGGGGCUUCUAACUCAGCCUGGGUGCUGGGGGGCAGUCAGGCAUGGGUGCUGCCUCGAGCCCUGGGAGGUACUGCUCCCCACAGCGGCAGUGCCCAGGCUGAGCCCAGAGCCACCGGACAGCCGGCUGCCGCGUCCUGCCGUGCCCUGUCCCCUGCAGCUGUCCUCUGCGGUAUGAGGGAAGCCGGGGCUGGGUGCUGCUGCCACGCACUGCCUGCCGCAGGGAUCCUGGCCUUCCCCAAGCUUGUGGCGUCCGUCAGUGAAUCUGGGCUGCAGGCUCAGCACGGGGUCAAGUUCCACUGUAGAUUGCCCGUGGGGCUCCCAGGCCAUUCGCACUGCUGUGCCCACCCUUGGGGUCCCCCCGGCGUAGCCACCGAGCCCGGCUCCAGGACCAAAGACAUGUGGACCAUGACCUCUGCUAGUGACUUGGCCCCAGCACUGAUGUCCCCUCCGCCAGCCCAGGAUGCUGGGGUGCAGGUGGCCCCCGUGGCAGCCUGCAAGGCUGUGGCCACCAGCCCGUCCCUGGAAGCCCCCAGGGCCCUGCACGUGUUCCCAGAGGUCACUCUGGGGUCCGGCCAGGAGGAGGCGCCGUCCCCAGUGCGGGACGUGCGCUGGGAUGCUGAGGGCAUGACCUGGGAGGUGUACGGUGCCGCGGUGGACCCCGAGGUGCUUGGCGUGGCCAUCCAGAGGCACCUGGAGAUGCAGUUCGUGCAGCUGCAGCGGGCGCCCGCCAGCGAGGACAGCCUGUGUUCCGAGGGCCGGAUGGGGCCGCUGCGGGCCGUCAUGCGGUCCCUGCGCCGCCCCAGCUGCUGCGGCUGCUCCGGCGGUGCUGCCCCUGAGUGA
Messenger RNA from Lepus europaeus (European hare), 1386 nucleotides. It is a transcript of the gene GPRIN2, whose product is annotated as G protein regulated inducer of neurite outgrowth 2. The record is from RefSeq and is a predicted model, not a curated record. Gene Ontology annotation, cellular component: plasma membrane. Gene Ontology annotation, biological process: neuron projection development. Lineage: Eukaryota; Metazoa; Chordata; Mammalia; Lagomorpha; Leporidae. The transcript has a single exon. Bases 7 to 1386 code for a protein of 459 amino acids.